Molecule: messenger RNA, 4414 nt
Organism: Merops nubicus (carmine bee-eater)
Lineage: Eukaryota; Metazoa; Chordata; Aves; Coraciiformes; Meropidae
Gene: TUT7
Product: zinc finger, CCHC domain containing 6
Exons: 25
Molecular function (GO): RNA uridylyltransferase activity; zinc ion binding; nucleic acid binding
Source: RefSeq, a predicted model, not a curated record
AUGGGAGAUGCUGCAAAACCCUUCUUUGCCAAGCAGAAUAAGGAACAAGAAACUUUGUAUCAACAGGAGCAAAAAGGAAGACCCUUGCAGAAAGACGGCCAAGUCAUGGAUGAAUAUGGAAGUGGCUACAGCUAUAAAACAGAUACCAGUCUGCAAAAGAAAAAGGGAAUGCUGGGUCAUUACGGAAGCAGUCCUAGGCGAGGGCCUCGUGGUGUGUUCAGUAGUCCAAAUUCAUUUAAAAGCACAACUUACAGUCCCGGAUCAAAGUUAAAUGAUAUUCAGAGAGACCAAAUGAAGAAGCGGUCAUCUGAUGACCACCAUGGUACUUCUGACAGCUGGAGAGAGUACAGGUCUGUUGCCUGGAGUACUGUGCACAGCAGGACAAGGAAGGACUCUUUUCAUGAGGUUGAAGGGUCUGGAAACAGAAAUGUAAGACGACAGCUUCAGGAAGACUUAAUGAGUGAAGAUAUGCUAGACAUGCAGAAAGGAAGAUCUGAAAUGAAGAACCUUAGGAAACCAAGAAGAUUGAGAAGAACUAGAAAAGAUGAGUAUGAUCAAGAUGAAUUGGAUGGUCCAGUGAUAGAUGAAUCUGUGCUGUCAGCAAAAGAACUUCUAGGGUUGCAGCAAGCUGAAGAACGCCUGAAACAAGACUGCGUUUAUAGACUGAAAAAGCAACCUCGAAACUGCCCGUCAGCAAAAUAUACCUGCAAAUUGUGUGAUGUUUUGAUUGAGUCGGUGGCUUUUGCUCAUAAGCAUAUUAAAGAGAAAAGACACAAGAAAAGCCUAAAGGAGAAGCAAGAAGAACAGCUGCUGACUGCCCUGCCUCCUCCAAUACCUGCCCAGAUACAAGCUAUUGGUUUUGCUAUUGAAAACGUAGUGCAGGAGUUUGGCUUAAGUAAUGAAGACCUAGAAGAAAGACUCAACAUUGUAACAGUGAUGGAAAACUUACUGCGUCAAAAAGUGCCAGAGUGCUCGUUAAGAUUGUAUGGCUCCUCCCACAGCAGAUUUGGUUUCAAAACUUCAGACAUAAACAUAGAUAUUCAGUUUCCUGAUGAUAUGACUCAACCAGAUGUUCUCUUACAUGUGCAAGAAAGUCUCCAGAACAGUGAAUCUUUUACGGAAGUUGAUGCAGAUUUCCAUGCUAGAAUACCACUGGUGGUGUGCAGAGAAAAGCAAAGUGGCCUUAUUUGUAUAGUGAGUGCAGGGAAUGAGAAUGCUUGUCUGACAACAAACCAUUUGGCUACACUUGGAAAACUGGAACCUACAGUAGUACCUUUAGUGAUCGCCUUCAGGUACUGGGCAAAGUUGUGCUGUAUUGAUCGUCCUGAAGAGGGAGGCUUGUCACCUUAUGUCUUCGCUUUAAUGGUUAUUUUCUUUCUACAACAGAGAAAAGAGCCUUUCCUACCUGUCUACUUGGGAUCGUGGAUUGGAGGAUUCUCAGUAAGCAAAUUAACUAAUUUUCAUCUGAAGGAAGUCGAGAAUGAUGCUGUGGUUUGGGAGUAUAACCCCAGUGAUGAUUCUGAUUUGCCAGAAGAAGCUUCCCCUAGAAGGGGCAAGGUUCCCUUAGUAUUUGACUCAGGACAGGAGCGUUCAGUACCUGUUGGUCAGCUGUGGGUAGAACUGCUUCGUUUCUACGCCUUGGAGUUCAACAUGGCUGAUCUUGUUAUUAGCAUACGACUCAAGGAAACGGUGUCUCGUGAGUCAAAGGACUGGCCCAAAAAGCGCAUUGCUGUGGAAGACCCAUAUUCAGUCAAAAGGAAUGUGGCAAGAACUCUGAACAGCCAGCUAGUGUAUGAGUAUAUUCUUCACUGUCUGAGAGCAACUUACAAGUAUUUUGCCUUGCCUCACAAAAAAAGUGCAAAACAGAGCAAAAAAUGCUCACCAAAUGACAGUGAAGAGAAAUCUCAAAUGCUGGAACAUGGAAAAGAUGCUAUAAAGUGUGAAGAUUACGAGUUGCAAAACUUGGAUGGUAGAACAAACACAACAGUGGUGGAAGAUUGUGUAAUGGAGACUACAGGUGCAGGCCAGGUACAUAGACUUAAUCCUGCAAAACUGUGUGAUGGCUUGGAAGGCUUCACAGAAGACCUGGCUGAUGUCAGUCAUUUGGGAAUUGCCCAUGAAGAUUCAGACUGUAUAGUUGAGGAAAUUAUCUCUGAAGAUAAUGAGAAUUUUAAACCAAGUUGUGAAGAGACAGAGAGUGGAAACGAAGGGGAAGAAGAAGAGGAAGAGGAAGAACAUGAAAAACAAAGAGGAAGGUGGAACAAUAUCUCAGCUACUGAGCAGGGAAUAGAUGAAGACAGUGAUAGUGGGGAUCUCCCUGUUUCAGUGAAUGAGCAUGAUAUAGAGACAUGUAGUACUUCUGACCUAGAAGGUUUUCAAAAUGCUGCACUUACAGAGAGUGAUGACUUUGCCUUAGAGUGCAGUGUUACUGUGGAUGACAAGAUUGACAUCGAUGAGGAGAGUACUGAAGGUACUGAUGAACUGGAUGACUCCCCCCAAAAAUUCAUACGUACAGCACAAAGUCACAUAUCCCAAAUGAUUAACUGGGAUGAGGAGGAGGAAGAGGAGGAAGGACAAAGUCUUCUAAACCAGAGAGAGUCUGGUGUUCUCGUAAGAGCUGGAGAUGAACUAGAUAACACAUACACUGGAUCUGGAGAUGACGAUGCACUGUCAGAGGAUGGUUUUUCCAUCCCAAAUAAAUACGAAAACAAACAUUUUGAAGAAAAUGCGGAUGAAACUCUGAGGACCAAUUUGAGCAUGGAGGAUCUUACUGAGAAGGGAAACCUUUUUGAAGAGAAUAAAGCAGUAGAACAGUGUUUAGAAUCUGAACUUUUCUAUGAAUUCAGUAAACUAGCUUUUACAAAAGGCAAGUCUCCUACAGUAGUAUGUAGCUUGUGCAAACGGGAAGGUCACUUGAAGAGGGAUUGUCCAGAAGACUUCAAGAAAAUUGAGCUUGACCCACUGCCAGUGCUGACACCCAAAUUUUCAGUUAUUCUAGAUCAAGUUUGUGUCCAAUGUUACUGUGAUUUUGCUCCAAGUAUUGUAGAGGAUCAGGCUCGGGAAGAUAUAAGACAAAACUUGGAAAAUUUCAUUAGACAGGAUUUCCCAGGAACCAAACUGAAGUUGUUUGGCUCUUCAAAAAAUGGCUUUGGCUUCAAACAAAGUGACCUUGAUAUCUGUAUGACAAUAGAUGGGCUGGAAACUGCUGAGGGGCUUGAUUGCAUAAGAAUCAUUGAAGAUUUAGCAAAAGUUCUCAAGAAACAGUCAGGUUUAAGAAAUGUCUUGCCUAUAACAACUGCUAAAGUCCCAAUAGUCAAAUUUUUCCAUGUCAGAAGUGGUCUCGAGGUAGACAUCAGUUUAUAUAAUACUCUGGCCUUGCAUAACACAAGACUCCUGUCAUCAUAUGCAGCCAUUGAUCCUAGAGUAAAAUAUCUGUGUUACACAAUGAAAGUCUUUACAAAAAUAUGUGACAUUGGAGAUGCAUCUCGAGGUAGCCUUUCUUCUUAUGCAUAUACUCUUAUGGUGCUUUAUUUUCUUCAACAGAGAAAUCCACCUGUCAUCCCUGUUCUUCAAGAGAUCUACAAAGAAGCAAAAAAGCCUGAAAUUUUAGUUGAUGGAUGGAAUGUUUAUUUCUUUGAUAAGAUAGAGGAGUUGCCAGUUGUUUGGCCAGAAUGUGGCAAAAACACUGAAUCUGUUGGGCAGCUGUGGCUGGGACUUCUCCGUUUCUACACAGAAGAAUUUGAUUUUAAAGAGCAUGUCAUUUGCAUUAGGAGAAAAAAUCUGCUUACAACUUUCAAGAAGCAGUGGACUGCCAAAUACAUUGUAAUUGAAGACCCUUUUGAUUUGAACCACAAUCUUGGAUCUGGAUUGUCCAGAAAAAUGACAAAUUUUAUAAUGAAGGCUUUUAUCAAUGGCAGGAGGGUAUUUGGUACCCCUGUAAAAAUAUUUCCAAAAGAAUAUCCAUCAAAAAUGGAGUACUUUUUUGAUCCAGAGGUACUAACAGAAGGAGAAUUGGCACCAAAUGAUAGAUGCUGCAGAAUUUGUGGUAAAAUUGGCCAUUUCAUGAAAGAUUGUCCCAUGAGAAGAAAACUAAGACGGCGCCGUGAUUAUGAAGAUACCAGAAACCAGAGGUACACAGAAAGCAAGGAGAAAAGAAGCAACGAGGACAAAGAAAUUCAGAAUAAAACAAUGGAGAAGGAGAGCUCAGUCAAGGAGGGAAAGUUGCACUUAAGUACAGUUUUAAAGAGGAAAACAGCAAGGGUUGUAGUGGAAGCUGCCAGAGAAAAGACUCCCAGGCAAUCAGCAGAGAAGUGGAAGCGCCUGGAAGACAGAGACUUAAGAGAAAAACGUUGUUUUAUCUGUGGAAGAGAAGGUCAUAUUAAAAAGGAAUGUCCACAGUAUAAAGGAGCCACAG